UCAAAUUUCGCAGCAAAUUGAAAAAGAAAAGAAUGGAGAAGAAGACGAAGCGACGAGGCGAAUUAGGAAUGAAUAGUUUGCUCGAGUUUCAUCGAUCAAGAGACGAAGCAAAGUCCAAGGACAUUCAAGCCAUCGAAAAGCCCGGAUUUAUAGUUGAUCACAUUGAAGAUUAUGGGAUUGAAGUUGAAGACGAGUCCAAUGAUGAUGAUGACCUGUUUGAUUCUGUUUGUGCUUUUUGUGAUAAUGGUGGCGAGCUUUUGUGCUGCGAAGGGAGAUGCCUAAGGUCCUUUCAUGCAACUAAAAGGCAUGGUAAGGAUACUAGGUGUGAAUCUCUUGGCUUUACCCAGGAUGAAGUAGAUGCGAUGCCAAUUUUCUUCUGCAAGAACUGUGAAUAUAAACAGCAUCAGUGCUUUGCUUGCGGGAAGCUAGGAUCCUCUGAUAAAUCUUCAGUUGCUGAGGUCUUCCGCUGUGUUUCUGCAACUUGUGGUCAAUUUUACCAUCCACACUGUAUUGCACAACUCAUUUAUCAAGACAACAGAGUUACUGCUGAAGAGCUUGAGAAAAAAAUUUCUAUGGGGGAAUCUUUUACGUGUCCAAUUCAUAAAUGCUGCGUUUGUAAACAAGGAGAGAAUAAGAAAGAUCCCGAGUUGUGGUUUGCUGUGUGUAGGCGUUGUCCAAAAUCCUACCACAGGAAAUGCUUACCAAGUGAGAUUGUAAUUGAAAAAAUUGAGAAAACAGAGGAAGAGGAAGAAGAGGAAGAGGAAGAAGAGGAAGAAGAAGAAGUGGAAAACGAAGAAGAUGAAGACAUAGAGGGUGUAGAUGUAAUAACAAGAGGUUGGGAUGGUCUAUUACCUAACCGUGUACUAAUAUACUGCCUGAAACAUGAGAUAGUUAAAAGAAUUAAAACUCCAAUAAGGGACCACUUAAAAUUCCCUGAUGUUAACGAAAAGAAGACUGGUCUUGAAGAGAAAAAGAAAAAGAGGGCAGCAGAGUCCGUUUUAGAUAGAGAGAAAUCUGUUACAAAGAAGAGAAACCUUCCAUCUGAAGAAUUCUAUAGGGGUAAAACUGCUCAUACAAUUUCUAAACAGAAGCUGAAGUCACCUUGUGCUGUAAAAGUGGGCGCCAGCAGAACUACUGAAAAAGUACCUUUUGGGUUCGAUAUAUCAAGAAGGGUGAAAGUAAAUAGUUCAUUGAAAAAGGAAAUUAAGACUUCCGUGGCUGAGGAAAGGAAGUCCUCAUUCGGUGAUAUGCUAUUUGGGGUGAAGGGGUCUGAGCAAGUGAAGUCAGGGAAGCAGGGUAAACCUGAUGGUGAGCGUAACUCGGCAGUAGUUAAUCUUGCCUCUAAAAAGUUGAGCAGCGCACCACCUUCUUUAGAUGUAGCUACAAAGAGAAGAUUAUUGGCUCUAAUGAAAGAUGCUGUGUCUUCAAUAACUUUGGAAGAGGUUAAAAGAAAGCAUAAAGUUCCUUCGACUUAUGCAUUGUCGUCCAGAAAUGCUGUGGAGAGGAACAUUACACUUGGAAAGGUGGAAGGCUCACUUGAGGCUGUUCGAACGGCGUUACGGAAACUAGAGGAAGGAUGCAGUACUGAAGAUUUAGAGGCUGUGUGUGCACCUGCGAUGAUUAACCAGAUUUAUAAGUGGAAGAACAAACUGAGAGUCUAUCUUGCACCUUUUUUGCAUGGAAUGCGCUACACCUCCUUUGGUCGCCAUUUUACGAAGGUGGAAAAAUUAGAAGAGAUUGCUGAUAGGCUCCAUUGGUACGUAAAGAAUGGAGAUACGAUUGUGGACUUCUGUUGUGGUGCUAAUGAUUUCAGCAUCAUAAUGAAGAAAAAGCUUGAAGAGACGGGGAAGAAGUGCUUUUACAAAAACUACGACUUCAUUCAACCAAAGAACGAUUUCAAUUUUGAGAAGAGAGAUUGGAUGACUGUUCAACCAGAGGAGUUACGGACAGGGUCACGAUUGAUCAUGGGGUUGAACCCUCCUUUCGGAGUUAAAGCAGCUUUGGCGAACAAGUUUAUCGACAAGGCUCUCGAGUUCAAUCCAAGGAUUCUUAUUCUAAUUGUUCCACCAGAAACUCAAAGGUUAAACGAAAAGAAUUCGCAUUAUAAUCUAAUUUGGGAGGAUGAGCAGUUUCUGUCAGGAAAGUCAUUCUAUCUCCCUGGAUCCGUUGAUCAGAAUGACAAACAAAUGGAGCAGUGGAAUGUGAGGCCACCUCCACUCUAUCUUUGGAGCCGUCCUGAUUGGUCUGCUGAGAACAAGGCUAUAGCUCGAGAGCAUGGGCACAUCUCUGCAUCACCACCAGGGUUUCAUGAAAACAUUGCCAAAGCAACAUCUCUGCACCACUUCCCUAACUCUAGGCGAUUUCAUCACAACAUUCCCAAAUUCACAAACAAUUUCUAAACCUUUCAGCUGGGUUCUGUUUCCCAACCAAUGGCUCAUGAAGGUUGUGCAAAUCUUUUUUAUUGGUCAACUGUUGAGUCAUGUAAGGAUCAAGUAGCCUUAUACCAAUUACAAAAUUAAGAAAUUGAAUUUGCAUUUUUAGUGUGGAAAAUAAAUAAAAAUUAUAGAGAAGUUCCUCAAAGGACCUUAUA
Prunus persica (peach) is the source of this 2590-nucleotide messenger RNA. RefSeq names its product protein ENHANCED DOWNY MILDEW 2. The coding region runs from base 33 to 2399 and encodes 788 amino acids. The transcript has 16 exons. NCBI's taxonomy places the organism in Eukaryota, Viridiplantae, Streptophyta, Magnoliopsida, Rosales, Rosaceae. The record is from RefSeq and is a predicted model, not a curated record.